Gryllus bimaculatus (two-spotted cricket) is the source of this 4601-nucleotide messenger RNA. The record is from the annotation of a GenBank genome assembly. Lineage: Eukaryota; Metazoa; Arthropoda; Insecta; Orthoptera; Gryllidae.
CGCGCAGAACCGACCGCACCGACAAGCCCUACGCUGCUAAUGGGGCGGAUCUCCCUUCAGCUUUUCCGCAAGUCUCGCCAACAGGACUACAAUGCUCCGGUGGAUGUCGACCCAGAGUAUAGGAGUCCCUUGUCAGAAGCCGGCCCGAGCCCGCAGCCCGUGUCCUCGCCGGUCCACCGCCGCGGCAGCACCAUGCCCGACGCAGCGCAGCCAUGGUCGAAGCGCGCGCGCAACUGCCUGUCCGAGAACCUGCUGACGCUGCUCACGCUGCUCGGCGUCACCGCGGGCGUGGUGCUCGGGGUGAUCCUGCGCAACUCCCGGGAGGGCGAAUGGCCGCCGCGUGAGGUGAUGUACGUCACCUUCGUGGGCGACGUCUUCCUGCAGAUGCUCAAGUCGCUCAUCUUGCCGCUCAUCGUGUCGUCGAUCAUCACCGCCAUCGGCUCCUUGGACUUGUCUGUCUCCGGGAAAAUCGGCGGGCGUGCCGUGGCCUACUACCUAGCAACGACCAUCUCGGCGGUGACGCUCGGCAUCAUCCUGUCCUCCACUAUUCGCCCCGGCCGCAACUACGUCGCUGACGACAACCUCAACCCCCAAAAGAAUGAGACGCGCAACAUCCUCACGGUGGACACGCUCAUGGAUCUCGUAAGGAAUAUGUUCCCUCCGAAUUUGGUCCAGGCUUGUAUUCAACAGUAUCAAACUGUUCUGGAGCAUCCUAACGAAGACCUCAGCAAACCGAAUGCAGUACUGCCCGAAAUUCCUCUGACGUCAUGGAAAAUCACCAGCAGAUGGACGGACAACAUGAACAUCAUGGGCCUCGUGGUGUUUGCCGUAGUGUUUGGAAUCACUAUCAGUAAAAUGGGAAAUGCUGGAAAACCUCUUCUUCACUUCUUCACUGCUUUGGGAUCUGCCAUGAUGAUGAUCACCCAAUGGGUGAUUUGGAUUUCUCCCAUCGGUGUAUUGUUCCUGAUAGCAGGCAAAAUCCUUGAAAUGAAAAGUUUUGAACAGUUGGUGGGUCAACUGGGUAUGUACUUUCUUACCGUGAUGCUCGGACUCAUCAUUCAUGGGUUUAUAAUCACUCCGUUCUACUUCACCCUGGCGACCAAAACUCUUCCAUUCAAGUUCAUCGCUAACAUGGCAGAAGCUCUCAUCACCGCCUUCGGUACAGCUUCCAGUAAUGCUACGUUACCGAUAUCUAUGAGAUGUCUGGAAGAGAAGAACAAAGUGAAUCCUCGAGUUUCCCGGUUUGUCCUCCCCAUUGGCGCAACUAUCAACAUGGAUGGAACUGCUUUGUAUGAAGCUGUCGCUGCGAUCUUCAUUUCACAAGUUCGAGAAGUGCCUCUCAGCAUUGGUCAACUACUUGCUGUGAGCAUUACGUCUACUGCUGCUAGUAUUGGUGCUGCAGGCAUUCCACAAGCAGGCCUCGUCACCAUGGUCAUGGUCCUGGACACUGUCGGUUUACCUUCGGAAGAUGUCACACUCAUCAUUGCUGUUGAUUGGCUGCUUGAUCGAUUCCGCACAACUAUAAACGUCCUAGGAGACUCUCUAGGAGCAGGAAUUGUAGAUCAUUUCAGCCGGAAAGAAUUAGAAAAUGUUGAUCAACUGGCAGUAGUAGAGGCAGCAGACAAGCAGGAUCCUCACAAUGGGAAACUCAACCCUGAAGAGGUGGACUGGCACACAACAGCCAUGUGAACUUCCAUAUUAUUAGAUCUUAUAAUUUUUUUUAUUUUUAUUUUUAUUUUAAUUAUUAUUAUUAUAAUUAUGUAUCAUAUUUGAUAUGACUUUCUUUUAAGUUACAAUGCCUGUGACUAUACUGUCUCGUAUGAAGUGAGUAAUUCACUUCUAUCUGCACAUUUGUGUGGUCUGACCUGAGUGAACUAACUUGCAGGAAGAAAAAUGAGCUACGGGCUGAGGCAUCUUCCACCACUGGGCAAUGAGCUUCAUAACAAUCUGCUCCAACAACCACAUCUGAAUGCUAAUUUAUUAAUGCUGCAUGUACUUAGCUCAUACUAAAAAUUACAUCAAAGCCUGUAACCCAUGAUAUUCUGCUUCCAAGAUGCAAGAUGGUCUCUACUCAAAUUCUUCCUCUUUUAAAUCUCCUCCUAUGUUUUGUGUUAACCUGUGAUGAUGAUGUCAAUGUCUUUCUUAAAGACCAUAGACAACAGGUGGAACAUAUAGGUAUGAACUUUUUGCUGUUUGAAACAGCUAGAAUAUGUAAGUUGAGUCUGAUGUCAAAUGUGUUUUGCUGUUAAGAUGCUAAAUAUUUUUAGUAAUGAUAAGUAGUUGGUAGUUCACUGCUUGAAGUAGACAAAAUGUAUUCUCGUAUUUACAUAUAGAUUCUGUUCAGUAUCAGAAUCAAUUAUGACACCUUUCUUUCUUAGUGUGACUCAAUGAUAGAAAAAGAAAUUACAUGAAAUGUUUUACCUCAGUGUAGAAUGAAUGUGAAACUUUUUGUUUACUGUGAAAUACUAGUGCGGUAUUAUUAAGUAAUAAAAUAUGUUCCUCAGAAUAUUGUGGCAGAGAUCAACUGUAUAAAAAACUUCUUGCAUUUUGACAAAAAUAUCCCGUACUCUCAUAUAGCUAAUAACCAACAAAGAUGUGCAAAAAUUUGUUUUCAUACUUCAUCAGAAAUUCUUAGCAUUACAAAUUAUUGCAGAUGAUUUCAGUUGUUGUUUGUUUGUUUUUUUCAUACAAUAUAUAUGAAUUUGAGAGUGUGAAAGUUAUCACACCCAUUAAUAUUUUAUUUCUCUUUGCUUCCUAAUGGGUUUCCUGCAUGUAAUACAAGCAUUCCCAACCUUUGGUGAUUAUAAUGAAUCUAUCAAUGAUCUACACUGCCCAGAGUGUUCUUUCAUUUAUGACCCUUCUCUACCUAACAAAAAAUAUUUCAAUUAAUCUAUUUCAUCCAUUUAACUCCUCUUUCCAAUGCAUGAACAUGCAAACAUGUGUGCCACAAUAUUCUGUAAUCUUAUGUCACAGUAUUCUUCCCACAUUUUUUCUCAUUUGUUAUACAAAUAAUGCUUAUUUUAUAUUUUCAUAUUAACAAGUGUUGCUUAGUUUUAAGGACAAUUUUCAAUCAGAAUAUGUUUCCUUUAACACAAAAAUUCAAUGCAAUUAUGAAUUAUCAUCGAAAACAAAUUGUAUUAAUGUUUCAGUCAUCAUAUAUAAUUCCUGGAAAAUGGUAAUAUUUAGAUAUUAUAUAACAAAAUUUUCUGCAUUAAUUUUCAGGUAGAAUGUUAACUGUAAAGAAAAAUGUUUAUUAUUGUGCAUUUUCAUUGAUCUGUAAAAAAAUGUAAGAGUUAAGGAAAAAGUUAAAAUUAAAAAAACUGUUUUGUAAGCAUGAUUGCUCAGAAAAUCUGUAGGUAAAAGCUCAAGCUCUGCUACUAAAGCAUAUAUGUGCAGUAUUCCAAAUACUCCUAGAUGUUUUAAGUUAGAUGUAGAUGUGUAGUUCAAAAACUGACAUUACAUGAAAUGAUUUACUGAUGUUUAAAUUUAAAUGUGAUUUUCUAUAAUUACUGUAAUGACACUAUCUUGCAUGUCUUCCAAUGUACUUGUACUCUUUCUUGUUCUUUUCAAUGUGUACAAUUAUAUCUCAAAGCAUUAAUAUUAUUUAUAUGCAAAAUCUCAAAGAUGCACAAAGUUAACAAACGAAAGAAUUGUGUUAAAUAUAUGCUGAAAAGUACAGAAGGAAAUCAAUUUUCAGUAGGAAUGUCACUGGUUCGAAUAGCUGGAUCUGGCUCCCAAUUCAAAAUAAAUAGUUAAAGCUUAUAUUUAUACAUUUAUUGGUUUGAUGUUGAUUUACUUUCUGCACUGCAUUAGAAGGAAAUUAGAGUUCACACAAUCACUUUCAAAAUGUGAUUCCAAAUUCUAUAAACCUUUGUACUAACGUGUGAACACACAUUCCCAAUAAAGAAUCAGACAGGGAUCAAGUCAGAUGAAGACAGAAAAUCAUGAGCACUCCAUGUAAUGUAUGUCCAUGCUAUGAACAGGGAAACAGACUCUGGAGAGUAAGUCAAUACAUACUUGUACAUAGAGCUAUGUAAAAUGCGCGAGUCCUAUUAAAAUAGUCAUAAAAAUAAUUAACAUAUAUGAUACAAGAUGUUUGGUCUAGGACUAAUAUAAUUUAAUUUUUUAAAGUCGUUGGAAUAAACAUAAUUUGUACUUCAUCCUUGAACAUCUUAGUUUUAACAGGAAGCACAAAUUAAUAAAGUACAUGCUUUGAAGAAUUUUCAGUAAAUUGGUGUAAACUGUGAUCAACAAAAUAGAGCUCAACUUUUCAUCUGCUGCGAAUAAAUAACUGUAUUUCAUCUCAUCUACAAAGUGUAAAAAAAGACCAUGAUAUUGUAAGACACUUAAUAAAAUAGCAUGUAUUUGAGUGCUUGAAAACAAAUUCAAUAGGAUAUUUUGUAAACAAUUUUUUUUCUAUAAACAUUUUAUGAGAUGAUUAUUGUAAAAACAUUUAUUGAAAUUAAAAUUGAGAUCUUACCAUGCUGACCACAGAACUUAAUUACAAUUAGAAAUAUUCCAAUUGAAUAAUUACAUAUAACAAUAGAUUUAAUUAAAUUUGCAUACUGAACAUGGUUUGUCUACAGAUAUACAUUUUCAGU